GAGCAGCUCUUAGCUGCAGAUAGAAUAUUAUUCUCAAAAUUCUUCAAGAAGUUUUGCGACGUUCGCUUUAUUUCCUUGAAAAUCAUUCGAAGAAUUUGUUCACCUCGUUUAAGUGACCUGAAGUUUCCAGGAAGUGCUCAUAUCUUUUUGCCAAAGCAAGUUUUUAUUUAUAAAAGUAUACUUUUCACCUUUUUUGCAAAAACAUCAAGAAGAGCUUGAUUUGUGUCUUCGCUUUUUACCUUGUAAAAAAGUUUUUCAAAACAAACCUAUUUUCAGUCGCUGCGAUGGCAAACGGUGAGCAACCGGAGUAUGUGGUUGAGCAGAUAUUGAAAAAACGCACUCAUCGUGGCGUAGUGCAGUAUCUGAUCAAGUGGAAAGGCUGCGAUUCAACCGAAAAUACAUGGGAACCGGAAGAGAAUUUAAACUGUCAGGAAUUAGUAAAGCAAUUUCUGGAGGAAGAAGCGAAAAACCCGAAUAGGCGUAAAGGGCGUAAACCUGCUUCAUUGAAAACCACUACCGACAAGGACGACGACAAUGGCAAGAUGAGCAAGGAGAAGGAAGAGGUUGAGAACAAAAGCGACGAAAAAGAGCAACGGAAGAAGAAACCCACCAGGAAAUCGGCCGAUAUCUUAAAGAAGCAAACGGACGAUGACGAUCUCAACGGAUUCGAGCAGGGAUUUGUCGCGGACAGCCUAGUUGGCAUAACGGAAGAAAACGGGCAAUUAUUAUUCUUGGUUAAGUGGCAGAACAAGGACGAACUGGAAUUGGUUCCAUCAAAGGAAACUCGGAAAUAUGUACCGGAAAUGGUGAUCGAUUUUUACCAGGAUCGGAUCACUUGGAACACGAAGGGGAGCAAGAAGUAACCGACUGUAAAUAUAUGCAUCUGAUUCUUUGUUUUACAGUAAGUUCUGUAUUUGCACUUUUGCAUUGCAUUCGUACAUUUGUUUGCUGAUACGAAUAAAU
This is a messenger RNA of Ochlerotatus camptorhynchus, 963 nucleotides long. RefSeq names its product chromobox protein homolog 1-like. The record is from RefSeq and is a predicted model, not a curated record. Gene Ontology annotation, molecular function: chromatin binding. The transcript has a single exon. Gene Ontology annotation, cellular component: pericentric heterochromatin; nucleus. NCBI's taxonomy places the organism in Eukaryota, Metazoa, Arthropoda, Insecta, Diptera, Culicidae. Gene Ontology annotation, biological process: chromatin organization; negative regulation of transcription by RNA polymerase II. Bases 285 to 863 code for a protein of 192 amino acids.